AUGGACAACGCGCCAAGCAAGAUGGGACGCGGACCCCUGCUCGAUCUUCCGAUCGAACUGUAUGAGUGUAUCAUUCAAGACUUGAAUCUACGAAAUCUUUGCAUGCUGCGCCUGGUCAAUCGUGAGGUGGCGCAAAAGACAACGCUGCGCAUAUUCCGUUCGUUAAUUAAACAUGCUCGCGUCAACCUCACGAAAGAUUCUCUCGAAUCGACCGCACGCGCUCCCUUAGACUCCCUUGGCACUUACAUCGACGAUCUUACCAUUGUAGGCGUCGUCUAUAGACCGCCACAAAAUCACCAUCGAUGGAUUUCAGCGCACGAGCCUGGACUAAGGAGACGAGUGCCCUCUACCCCCUCGGAGCUUGAACAAGCAGAACGAGAUCUCGAAAUUCUGCGCCAGCGCCAAGCGGAUGACAUGAUACUUCGUCGGGAUGGUAACGACGUCUCCUUGCUUCGCCGAGUGCUUACCAAUUUGGCUAGUCCAUGUGGGGGAGUGCUACAGAGUCUUUCCUUCGAAGUUGUCAUAAUCGACGCAGCCUCCGGGAAGGAGAUACGGCCACGUGACGCCUGGAAGGAUAACACCUCAGAAUGGAAGAUUUCAGUCCAAGAGAAAGUUUAUGCAACCGCCGCAGACACCUUCCGGACAAUUGUCGCUGCGCUGAGCUCGAGUGGACUCUUGGUUCGAAAGGUUAACGUGUUUCACACUCGACCAGGAUCAUUACGAUGUAGCUUGUCGUGCAACGCCUUAUCGAUAUCCCAAUCGUAUCCCGGAAGUCUAGUUCCCUUCUCCUUGGUGGAGAGUCUGGCCACCAGUAUCUUGGAUCGGCCCGAAGGAGAGAUUGGCUACCUGGAACGCGAUGAGAGGGAUGUAGAGUCCGACGCUCGUAUAAAAGCCGAAAUUUUGGACGAGAGCAACAGCAUUGGACUGUCAACGUUACUUGAGGCUUGUUCUCGAUUGGAACAUCUGUGUGUCUCGUUCUGUUGUCGCUCGUCCGGUUGGUUCGAGGAAGCACAUGAUGCUACACGCCAGAAACAAGUGCACAAUCUCUUACAGAAGGAUUUUCCUUCGCUCCAGUCGAUUUGUCUUGGAGGUAUGAACAUUCAGCUUACUGAUCUGACGAAGUUCCUCACCAAGCACCAAGUAACUUUGCGAUCGAUCAAGCUCAAUGUAGUCAUGAUCAGCAACGGCUUACUGUCCAACAUGCUGUCCUUGAUAGCAAGUGAUCAAUUCAAUCUGGACGCCAUAUACUUCGUCGACAUCUAUGGUGACGACAUCAAAGACCGCGCGUACCUCCACCGAGAGCCGUAUGAUCGAUCCACGUACACCAGUGGACCGUUUCAUUGUUGCAAUAUCAUUCACAGAUGGUGGCCUGACACCAGAAAGGUGAUUACCUACUCUAAUGCUACAUUCGGACGCCGGGAAACGGGCGAGCUUAUCAACUGGCGUCGAUAUUGUGACGAACAAUUCGGUCUCAUUUCUCUUCAUCACUGGCUUUCGUGA
Messenger RNA from Dissoconium aciculare CBS 342.82, 1500 nucleotides. RefSeq lists its product as uncharacterized. The record is from RefSeq and is a predicted model, not a curated record. Bases 1 to 1500 code for a protein of 499 amino acids. The transcript is spliced from 2 exons. Lineage: Eukaryota; Fungi; Ascomycota; Dothideomycetes; Mycosphaerellales; Dissoconiaceae. Gene Ontology annotation, molecular function: protein binding.